This is a messenger RNA of Lytechinus pictus (painted urchin), 5572 nucleotides long. Its product is annotated as rho-associated protein kinase 2-like. The record is from RefSeq and is a predicted model, not a curated record. Gene Ontology annotation, biological process: peptidyl-threonine phosphorylation; Rho protein signal transduction; mitotic cytokinesis. Gene Ontology annotation, molecular function: ATP binding; Rho-dependent protein serine/threonine kinase activity; small GTPase binding. The coding region runs from base 1 to 4002 and encodes 1333 amino acids. NCBI's taxonomy places the organism in Eukaryota, Metazoa, Echinodermata, Echinoidea, Temnopleuroida, Toxopneustidae. The transcript is spliced from 34 exons. Gene Ontology annotation, cellular component: cytoplasm; cytoskeleton.
AUGCAGGAUUCUGUAUGUGCCUUAACACGAGACUGCGGUAUCCCAGCAUUACGGAAAAGCAAGAAUGUGGAGAACUUCCUCUCAAGAUAUGAGCAAAAGGCAGGGGACAUCACAUCACAUCGGCUGUCAUAUCAAGACUUUAAAAUCAUCAAGGUUAUAGGAAGAGGUGCCUUUGGUGAAGUCAAAGUGGUUCGUGAGAAGACGAGUCAGAAGGUUUUUGCAAUGAAAUGUUUGAGUAAAUUUGAGAUGAUCAAGAGAUCUGAUUCAGCAUUCUACUGGGAGGAAAGGGACAUCAUGGCUCAUGCUAACAGUGAAUGGAUUGUACAGCUCCACUAUGCCUUCCAGGAUGAGAAGUAUCUUUACAUGGUUAUGGAUUACAUGCCAGGAGGUGACUUGGUGAAUCUCAUGAGCAACUAUGAGAUCCCAGAGAAGUGGGCCAGGUUCUACACCGCCGAGGUGGUCCUGGCGCUAGACGCUAUCCAUUCUAUGGGCUUUAUACACAGAGACGUGAAACCAGAUAACAUGUUAUUAGAUUCAUCAGGACAUCUCAAGUUAGCAGACUUUGGAACAUGUAUGAGAAUGGAAAGGGAUGGUAUGGUGCGUUCAGACACCGCAGUAGGUACACCAGAUUACAUCUCUCCUGAAGUUCUCAAAUCGCAAGCUGGUAAUGGACAGUAUGGACGAGAAUGUGAUUGGUGGUCAGUAGGGGUAUUCAUCUAUGAAAUGCUUGUUGGUGAUACACCGUUCUAUGCUGAUUCCCUCGUGGGUACAUACAGCAAGAUCAUGGAUCAUAGAAACUCACUAGAGUUUCCCGAUGAUAUUUCAAUAACUGGCCCUGCCAAAGACCUUAUAUGCAAAUUUCUAACUGACAGAGACACAAGAUUAGGAAAGAAUGGUAUUGAGGAAAUCAAGCAACAUAGAUUUUUCAAGAAUGAUAUGUGGACAUAUGAAAAUAUUAGGAAUACUGUACCUCCGGUCGUACCUGAACUAGUCAGUGACGUGGACACCAGUAAUUUUGAUGACAUUGAGGCAGAAAACCACCCUGAGGAGAGCUUUCAAUCGCCCAAGACAUUCGCUGGCAACAAUCUUCCAUUCAUCGGCUUCACUUACAAUAAAUCAAAUAGAUUGUUCACGUCGAUAGAGGGUGGUAUAAAGGAGGCAGAUGGACACGUAUCAACCCCCAAUGUUGGAGGCAGGGAAUAUGAAGAAAUGAAGAGGAAAAGUCACAGCCUGGAGAAGCAGUUGGAAGCUGAGAUGAGGCGAAAUAAAGACUUGGACCAGAAGAAUAAACACAUCGCUUCCAAAUUCGAUAGAAUCAAGCAGGACCUGGAACUAGAGAACAAUGACAAGCAUCAUCUUGAGAAUAGACUGAUGGAUAAGGAGAGAGAUAUUGCUCAACUCAAACACAAACUCCAAGAGCUCCAAAGGCGAGCCGAGCAGGAGCAGGAGGGUCGUAAGAGGGUGGAGCGUCAGGUCUCCCACAUCACAGAUAUGGAAAGGGAGCUGAAGGAGCUGAAGCUCCGGUCUGAGAAAACCACUAUACUGGAGAGACAGGUGGAGAACCUGAACAAACAGCUCCAGACGGAGGGGGACCAACAUGCAAGGGCCAAGAAAAUGUUUGGUGAUCACCAAAAGAACUAUGCCCAUCUGGAACAGGAGAUCCAUGAUCUUCGAGACAAGUACACAAGAGAACUCAAUAACAAGAUGAUCCUAGACCAAGAGGUUAUUAGGAUGCAGACACAACUAGAGGAGGAACAACUCGGCAGAUCACGCAUGGAGGAUCUCAAAACAGAGCUAGAAAGGCAAAAUGUCCAGCUAACAACGGAGAUGAAUCGGUUGAAACAAGGAGAGAGUCGUUCCAUAGCAACUAUGCAGACCCAUCAAGAAAGCAUCAUUCUCCUAGAAAAGACAAAAGCCAGUUUAGAAUUUGAUCUGAAGGCAUUGCAGAAUAAACACGAGCAAGUUGUAAAGGAACAUAGGGAUGCUAUGGCAGCAGUUAAUGCUGAGAAGAAGAGAAUUACAAGAUCACAAGAAGAAGAACUUCAGAAGACUGUGAUCCAAGAGAGGGAGAUGAGGAACCAGGUGGACAAACAAAAUUCUAUUCUUGAGCUGGACCUCAAGCAAGCACAGCAGAAGAUUGACAGGCUAGAAAAUAUGAUCAAGAUGGAGGAACAAAAGACAAAAGAGAAGAUGCUUCAACUUGAACAAGAGGAGCAGCGUCAUCGCUUUACUCAGAACGACCUGAAGGCUUCCAAACAGACGAGCAGUGGCUAUCAGACCGAUAUCAAGAGACUACGCAAUGAGCUCAACACUGUCAAGGAACAAAUAAAGAACUAUGAGGAUGCACUGGAGAAAUCAAAGAGCAUCGCCUCUCUGAACGCCUCACAAAUCAGUGACCUUCAGGAACAGCUUGAAGCAGAACACACAUUUACUGCUUUGUACAAAAGCCAGAACCAGGUGUUGAAUGAAGAAUUAAUGGAAUCUAAGCAGGAAUAUCAGCAGCUGAAACAGGAUGUUCACCAGCUGAGCAACGAAAAAGAAUCUUUGGCAGCUCAACUCGAGCUCACACUCACCAAAGCCGACUCCGAGCAGCUAGCUAGGAGCAUCGCUGAAGACCAGUAUACUGACCUCGAGAAAGAGAAGACAAUGGUAGAACUAGAAUAUAAAGAACAGAUCCAGAGACAAAAGUCUACACUUAAUGACAAGAAUGGUCAUAUUAACAAGCUUGAGGAAGAGAAGAAUCAACUGAAUAACAGGAUAAUGACCCUCAACUCCGAGAAGGAUGAACUCAACAAGAAACUAGAGGAUGCGGUGGAAGCACAAGACUCGCUGGAGACCAAGAACGCUGACCUGGAGAAACAGAUGGAGCACAACAAGAAGCUCUUUGCCGAGGAGAAGCUGAAGAAGGAGCAGGCCGUCAGCAAGCUGGCCGAGAUCAUGAGCCGACACGAGUUCACCAAGUCAAGGAAGGGUAAGAAGGUCAGUCAAGCCCAACUGAGCCAGAAGGAGAAGGAGUGCCGGAAGCUCCAGCAGGAGCUCAACCAGGAGAGGGAUAAAUACAGUCAGAUGGUCACCAAGUUUACAAAGGAGAAGGAAGAACUCACUGUGCAAUACCAAGAUGAGUAUGCCAAGCAUUAUGAGCUCCAGCUUGAUUUGGACAGCCGAGAUAGUGAGCUUGAACAACUCCAGCAGCAGAUUAAAAACCUUACAGCUUUACAGGCUUCUGAUAUUGGGAGUAUCAACAGUGCUGGUGAGGCGGAGAAUGGCCAGGGUGGUAGACUAGAGGGUUGGUUAUCUUUGCCCGGUAAGAACCUUCGCCGCCAUGGUUGGAAGAAACAUUUUGUUGAAGUGAGUUCGAAGAAGAUCCUUUUCUACGAUUCGGAGGAACAGAAGGAGAAAAAGAAGCCUUAUCUGGUGCUAGCAAUAGAUAAACUCUUCCAUGUGCGAGCUGUGACUCAGGGUGAUGUCAUCAGAGCCGAAGCGAGAGACAUCCCAAGAAUCUUCCAACUACUCUAUGCAGGGGAGGGUGAGAACAGGAGGGUCGUCCCUGACGAAGCAAAUGAAAAUCCAGAGGGAGAUGAGGAUGGCACUAUUGUACACAAGAAUCAUAAGUUUACUGUUGUCCAUUACCACAUGCCUACCACGUGCGAGUGCUGUGGUAAAACCCUCAGUCAUCUCGUCAGGCCUCCACCUUCUUUGGAAUGUAAAUUAUGUCGCUUAAAAGUACACAAGGAACAUUAUGACAAGCAAGAAGAAUUUUGCCCUCCAUGUAAAGUUAACAUCGACGCAGAGACAGCCAAGCAUAUGUUACUCAUGGCAAACUCCAAAGAAGAACAACAAAGAUGGAUCAGUAAACUUGCGAAACAGAUCCAAGAUAAAAGAGUGUCAUUGCCAAGAACUUCAUCUAUAGGCUCCUCUCCAAGGAACGUUGUGGUACAGAACCGUCGCGUCAGUCAACCGGCUCGCGUCACUUCGUCUUCAAGCAUGAACAGAGGGAGGUAGCCACGCCCAUCUCAUGUCACAUGACUACACCAUGUGACAGCAUGUUUUUUGUAAGCGAGCAACCGGAAAUGAACUGUGACCUAGUGAUUUGCAUGCCAGUGAGCCUGGGCUUCAAGUGAUGAUGUGUAGGAAGAAGCAGCUCUAUAUCACCAAGGGAUACCUUGCCUUUCAUUUUGUUGAUUCUGGUUACACCAGAGUGGUCAAGGGUAUCACCGUACAGCAUCUGCCACUGAAGAUAUCGCUCAAAGGACAGUAUUCGUUAGACCAGACUGUGGAAGAAUCUUCCUGUUUGCGUAUUUCUGCUCUGAGAUCUGCAUCCCAGGUCUAAGUUCUAUCAAUGAUUGUUCAUUAGUGUCUUUGAGAAUGCCCAUCGGGGAGACUUGUCAUGUUAUUGACAUAAUGGACUCUUCAUUAUUCUUUCAGCGCACCUUCGACUGGCUGAGCGAGGGCGUCCGUCAAGUCAAGGUCUGUUACCAUUGCCAAAGCAUUCUGUGUUGCUGCACACAACGGUAACAAGAUGCACUAGUUUCUGUGUGUGUGUUAAGCUUGCAAUCUUUGAGAAACUAAACUUCUCUUGUACAUGUAGAUCUACAUAUAAAAGCUUGCAAAUGUACAGAGCAUGUGGUUAAAAAAUGCUCCCUCUCUCAUUCACUCACAUUUGCUUGUCUCUAUAGACAAUGUUGCAUGCAUUUUCUGAAAAAAUAGAUGAACUAUCUACUGAACAUUAGUGCCUUGAAUUAUACAGUCAACACUGUUGAUGGAGUCAUUUGUGGGAUAUUAGAAAAUGGUCAUUAAUGACAGAAGUCUAAAUUAAAGAGGGCCUAUGGCACUUAUUGAGUGAACACUGUCAAAUUGGUUAACCCAUUGACUUCUAGAGUCUGUAAUUCCCACAGGCUUUAAUUAGGACAUUUCUGUUCCAGUAGGCAAGUUGGUAACUAUGAGUUACUAGGUAGGUGUCUUUGGUCUACUGUAUGUUGAAUGUAGAUCCAACAAGUUUUAUUUUUUUGUAAUGAUACAUGGAUCUUUUGUGUCCAUUAUUAAUAUCAUACUUAAAUCCCCAGAUCAUCUGAUGUAUACAUAAAAUAAUCUUGUGCUUCUUCCCUGCACAGAUGUGUUCAUGCUAGAACUGUUUAACAGAGAGAUAUCCCGACAUUCAUCUGAAGUGAAGUUUGAAUUCAAAUUUUUUUGUUUGCCUCAGUGACAAGACCUUGUAUCUCAAUUUUCAAGGGAUUUUACUCAUCGAGGCAGUCACUGAUUUGAUUUCCUGAAAUUAUGACUUAUUGUUCUUGUCAAUUUGAAGAGAGAGAACAGAUAAAUUUAAAUCUUAGAAAAGGAGUGUACCUCUAUUUAAGUUAGGUCUAAACUCGUUAUAAAGGAAAAAAUCCCCAACAUCAUGAUGAUACAGGGUAAACUGCUUCAUUGGACGCAGUUUGUAACCGCCAUGUUUCUUUGUUUUUUAUUCACUUGCCAGAUCAUAAUUUUUGUUAAGGGUACAAAAUGUUGCUCCCUGAGAAACAAUAUAUAACAAUUGAUUAUUUUCAUUUUAUCAUUUGGAAAGGGAUUUACUCUC